AUGACUGCGCGACUCGAUGGACGACCCGAACAACUUGUCACGCGCCGCCUGCCGACCGAUGUUAUAUACGAGUUUUUCUCAGCUGCCGCCGCGAUUGAUCCUCCUAUACGGAACAAGCAUUUCAGCGGGAGCUCAAGGACCACUUCUCCCCGCCGGUCGAAUACCCCUAGAGAAUGUCUAGGGCCGGAUUGGAGUCGGCUGCCGUCUGGACCCAGCGAACACGAGGAGUAUGCAACGCUGUCGACCUACCGGCUGUGGGACGUCCCCCCUACGCUCGGAUGGAUACGCUACACUCAUGUGUGUAAAGAGUGGCGGAACAUUGGACUCAGUAUGCCUGGGCUAUGGGGCGACAUCUUCCCCAUCUUUCCCUUCGCCGCCGAGACUGUCCUCGCUCGCUCACGCGAGCAGCCUCUCUCCAUGGAUAUGGACCUUGUAGGUUUCAUAGAGUACCCAAGGAUACUUCGACCCGAUCACAUCAGGACAUUCUUCGACCUCGCCCAACAGAAUAUACAGCGCGCCCGGGUCCUCACAGUCAAUCAUAGACACGACCACUUCACAGAUUGGGACAUUACGCCGGCACUCGGUGCGCAACUUCCUUUCCUAGAAGUCUUGCGCUUCUCAAGGGAUCGAACGUCUGCAAGAGCCUCCGGCCUAACGCUUUCGGCGCCAGCAUUAACGCAUGCCAUUCUUGGUACAUUCAUACCCUUCUCGGCACCGUCUCUCAGAUUCUUGCAACUCUACGACCUGAGCAUCAAGUUGCAACCCGACGUCCUCGCGGAUGUUCUGCGUGCAACGCCUCUGUUGGAGGAGCUCAAACUCGGCUGGGUCAUCCCAGAGAGACUCAGCGUGGCACCGAAUGAGGCUUAUCCCCCUGUACACCUCCCACGUCUCGUCGCAGCCCACUUCGAGGGACCGCCCUUAUCCUUGGCGUUUGCAGGGCUUUUACGCAUCCCGUUGGAUGCGGAGCUCAAAUUGCGUAUCACAAAGGAACAUGUCGGAGGUGGUGCAAUCCUGCCAUUACUCGACGCUCUUGCGCCCCACCUACAGAACCCAUCCAUCGAUCGCAUCAGCUUCGACCCAGACUAUGAUGUCGAAGUCUGCCUCGCAUCUUCGUCUUCAACCGCAUCAACCGACAUGGAACGCACGCGACGCUUUUUCAUCAAGCUCAGCCAUAGGAGUACGUACGACAGCACCUUACGCGGACCACUGCACUUUCUGUCGCAAAUCAUCCGGCGCAUGGAGGCGGGCAAUGUGACCUUCCUCCACGCGCAUCCCUUCGCCGAGGGCCGUCGGGGCUCACAAACGGAUCUCGCGUACUACGUAUCCCAAGCCGAACGCGUUCUGCAACAACUUACGGUUAUGACUACGUUGUCACUUGCCUGGCUGCCCGUGCGCCACCAGCCGUUCUUGUCCGCGCUAGGUGCUAAUAAGGAUCUCGUCGAGACCUUGGUCGUGCGCUCGGACGAUAUGCUCAUCGCAUACGAUAGUCCACAUCCCAUGAGUGGCAGUCGCACCCUCGUUACAGCUGCAGAGAGCGUACAGACUCGUUGGAAGGAGGUCGUUGAUACUCUGGAACGCCGAGCGUCUGUCGGUUCACCGUUGAAGCGCCUGAUACUCGGAGGCCUGCUGGGCGACGCUACCGACCCUGACGUGAAGCAGGCCGCUAUGGUAUCACUGGCUUCAGAUCUUGUAGACGAGGUCAUUGACGAGAGAAGAUGCCUGUAG
Molecule: messenger RNA, 1725 nt
Organism: Peniophora sp. CBMAI 1063
Lineage: Eukaryota; Fungi; Basidiomycota; Agaricomycetes; Russulales; Peniophoraceae
Source: the annotation of a GenBank genome assembly